Messenger RNA from Triticum urartu, 1990 nucleotides. The record is from RefSeq and is a predicted model, not a curated record. Lineage: Eukaryota; Viridiplantae; Streptophyta; Magnoliopsida; Poales; Poaceae.
CUCCCUCACCCUCUCACCCCACGAACCCUAGCGCUCCCUCUCCCUCACGCGCUCCCUCUCCCCUCGUCUCCCACAUCGCCGCCGCCACCCCGCCGAUCCCAUCCCUCCCUAAUUCAGAUCCGACCCCACCGCCCGUGCCCACGAGCCACUACCUGCUCCUCCUCGCCUCCCAGAGGACGUCCGCCGCUCUUCCUUCGCCCGUCCCGGAGGCCUCAGUCGGCGCCCUCCGCCGCAGGGCCGCCGCGCUCAUCCCUCCCGCCGCAGGGGACAACAUCCGGCAGCGCCUGCGCCCGUAGCUGCCGGCCAACUACUUCGGCAACGCCAUCGUGCGGGACCUCGUGACGGUGCGCGUGGGGGACGUGCUGUCGCAGCCGCUGGGGUUCGUGGCGGAGCGGAUCAAGCGCGCGGUGGCGCGGGUGGACGACGCGUUCGUGUGCUCCGUCAUCGACUACCUGGAGCUGGAGUCUAUUGGUCCCCCCUUCGUCUCAAGCGCGUGGCCAUGGCUGCCUGCCUUCGGUCGCUGGCCACGGGGCUUCUCCAGCCGGCGCGUCCUCUCAGCGAGCGGAUCUUGCACCUCACGCCGAUGGUCUCCGUCGUCCUGGCGGAGGACUGCUACCUUCAGGGCCACUAUGGGUGGCCACUAUGGGACUGGCAGGAGAGGGGUCCCUUCCUUGCUCCAGGACGGCGGGACUGGGCAGGACGAGCACAUCGCGUCCGACGUCACCCAGCUGAUAGGGUGGACGCCGCUGAUCGAGCUGAGGCGGAUCGCCGGGAAGGAGGGGGUGGGUGCCCGCAUCGUCGGCAAGAUCGAGGCCUACCAGCCCCUCUGCUCCGUCAAGGACCGCAGCGCUCUCAGGAUGAUCGAGGAUGCUGAAGAGAAAGGGCUGAUUUCACCAGGUGUCACGACUCUAGUCGAGCCGACCAGCGGUAAUUUGGGCCUGGGAUUGGUUCUGAUUGCCCUAAGCAAAGGCUACAGGUUCGUCGCGGUGAUGCCGGGCCAAUACUCGCUUGAUAAGCAGAUCUUGUUGAGAUACAUGGGUGCUGAGUUGUUCAUAACUGAUCCAACACUUGGAUUCCCAGGAAUAACCGACAAGGUCGAACAGCUCAAGAAAGAAUUACCAAACGUACACGUUCUUAAUCAGUUCUCGAAUCCAGCAAAUCCUAAUGCACACAUCAGAUGGACUGGUACUAGUUUUCCCAUUGUGAAGGAAGGACAUGGCGGAAUGUGCGUGAUACUAGUGCAUCAAAGUUACAGUCUGCACCAUGUUGCUGGAAAAAGUUUCGGGUGCAGGACGCCAAGAAUUUCGGGUGGGAGAUCAAUGGGGACAUCAAGUACAACUGGAAAAAGUUGCUGGAAAACAAGCUGGAGCGGAUCGUCGGAAUGUCGUCUGCGCGGAGGCUAAUUUCUUCCAACAAGGAUAUGUUUGUCUUCUGCUGACCAUGCGCAUGAGCGUAUGACGACCUUGCCGACUAGUAGAAUUUUGGAACAUGAGCUGAAAAUCCACUGUUGACUAGUCUAGCUAAAACACAAGGGUUCCAUGGGGAUACAACAGCAGCAGGACGACCAUGACUCCAUCAAUUGCAACCUCCAGACUCGAAGGAGGCUGUAUGCAAGGCACCAAGGUGCAUGGUGCUCGCAAGCGACGAACGGAGGCUGUUCGACAUCGGCUACACAAACCACUAUUGAGCUCCAGGUCUAUGAAAUUUGAAGUUCGAAGUUGUAUAGCCCUACUCAGCAAAGAGCCGUAUAGACUGUAAAUAUUGUAAUAUUGUAAUAGUAGGCAUAUUUGGGUUGUAAUACACUAUGUACAGAUUGUGGUAGACUUAGUUGUAUUUGGUAAACUAUAUUUGUACGACUUAGUUGUAUUUGGUGAACUAUAUUUGUACUGUUCCGUCUGAAAUAUUGACUAUGUAUGUGAUUUGAAAACGUGUGGAAUGGAAACCUGACUCGUGGGACCCACUUAUGAAAAUAAUUUGAGCAGUUUUGAAA